This is a messenger RNA of Myxocyprinus asiaticus (Chinese sucker), 4660 nucleotides long. RefSeq names its product gastrula zinc finger protein xFG20-1-like. Lineage: Eukaryota; Metazoa; Chordata; Actinopteri; Cypriniformes; Catostomidae. Bases 1 to 3573 code for a protein of 1190 amino acids. Gene Ontology annotation, cellular component: nucleus. The transcript has 7 exons. The record is from RefSeq and is a predicted model, not a curated record.
AUGCGGGCAGAUACAGAGGAAUCCUCCUCCACAAGUACUGGGCACCAACUGUGUGAGAUGAUGUACCACUCCAGUCCAGCAGGAGUCGGUAUGAAGCUCUUUAGUCCGCCGGUAAACUCACUAAACAAAGAAAGAAGAACUCACAGUUUGUUUAGAUGUUCAGCUGCUGCGUCUUUCAUACAUUUAUGUCACUUAUCUGUUUCUAUUCUUGAUGAUUUCCUCUCUUUCAUGACAGCAAACCAAACGUUUUCUCUUUGUUUUGACAAGAGCUUUAAAUAUCCUGUUUCAGGAGUCUUAUUGAGUUUUUGUGUUGAGAUGUUGAAGAUGAGUUUGCAGGUGGAUUUGAUGUGCUGUAAAUCAGUAGGAACUGAUCUGUCCAUGCUGGAUAUUGAUGAUUUGAUGACAGAAAUCUCUCAGCUGAAGAAAGAGGUGGCGUUACUGGAGGCAAAGCUGAGGGAAAGAGGAGAUCCACUGAACGGAGAGGAGCUGGAGAAGGUUUCCUGUCAAUCUUCAGUGUGUGUGACUGAUGGGACCUCCACAGAAUGUCAGGAUUCAGUGUGGAGCGUCAGAGAUCAGAGAUCUGAACAGAGAUCCAGAGACACACAGGACUCAGAGCUCAGCCUCACUUUACUCUGUUAUACUGACACUCAGGAGAGUGUGUGUGACAGUAAUCAGGGUGAUCAAACCUCCACAGAGUCUCUGGCUUCUGUCUGUAACGCUGGAGAACAGCAGAUGCUGCAGAUACCAUUGAAGAUGUGUUCAGUGAAGCUGCUGGACUGCAGGAACCUGAUGGAGAUGAGAGGAGAAACCACAGCAGAGGAACAACAUGAUGAUCACGAUGAAGAUGAUGAUGAUGAUGAGGAGGAUUUCAUUCCUUCAGAUGCAAACAUUGGUUCAUGUUCAGAUGGAGAAACGACUUCUACAUCAAAAGAGUGUCUGUCAGCACAGAGUCUUUCCUGCAUCACCUGUGAGAAGACAUUCAGCUCAAAGGGACAUUUAGCGAGACAUGAGAGAAAACACACAGAACAGAAAAUCUACAAAUGUAAGACAUGUGGGAGCAGCUUUUCUACCAUAAAAGAAAGGAAACGUCACUCAGAAAUGCACAGACCAAAGAAGGAGUACCACUGUGAGCAGUGCGGGAAGGUUUUCUCAGCUGGUUAUAUACGAAAUGCUCACAGGAAGACACACAGUGAUGAAAAGCCUUUUCAAUGCAGCGAGUGUGACAAGUGUUUCAGAAUUAAAGGAAAUCUUGUUAUUCAUGAGAGGACACACACGGGGGAGAAACCGUACAAGUGUCCUCACUGUGAGAAGAGAUUCAACCACAAGCCCCAUCUGACAAAGCAUGUCCGUGUGCACACCAAUGAGAGACCGUAUCAGUGCAGUGAAUGUGGGAAAACAUUUACACGACUAGAUCAUCUAAAGUCACAUCAGAAAAUACACUCUGAGGAGAAACACUAUCAAUGCUCGCACUGUGAUAAAAGUUUCCAUCAUAAAUCUCAGCUAAUAAUCCAUGAGAGAAUGCACACUGGAGAGAAACCUUACCUCUGCUCUCACUGUGGAAUGAGGUUUUAUACUUCAGGUAAGUUGAGCAUUCAUCAGAGAGUGCACACGGGAGAAAAGCCUUAUAACUGUAGCGAUUGUGGAAAGAGUUUUAAUCAACAAGGUAACUUACUGAUGCACCAGAGAACACAUACUGGAGAAAGACCUUACAAAUGCACAUGUUGUGUCUCCAGUCCAGCAGGAGUCGGUAUGAAGCUCUUUAGUCCGCCGGUAAACUCACUAAACAAAGAAAGAAGAACUCACAGUUUGUUUAGAUGUUCAGCUGCUGCGUCUUUCAUACAUUUAUGUCACUUAUCUGUUUCUAUUCUUGAUGAUUUCCUCUCUUUCAUGACAGCAAACCAAAGGUUUUCUCUUUGUUUUGACAAGAGCUUUAAAUAUCCUGUUUCAGGAGUCUUAUUGAGUUUUUGUGUUGAGAUGUUGAAGAUGAGUUUGCAGGUGGAUUUGAUGUGCUGUAAAUCAGUAGGAACUGAUCUGUCCAUGCUGGAUAUUGAUGAUUUGAUGACAGAAAUCUCUCAGCUGAAGAAAGAGGUGGCGUUACUGGAGGCAAAGCUGAGGGAAAGAGGAGAUCCACUGAACGGAGAGGAGCUGGAGAAGGUUUCCUGUCAAUCUUCAGUGUGUGUGACUGAUGGGACCUCCACAGAAUGUCAGGAUUCAGUGUGGAGCGUCAGAGAUCAGAGAUCUGAACAGAGAUCCAGAGACACACAGGACUCAGCGCUCAGUUUCACUUUACUCUGUUAUACUGACACUCAGGAGAGUGUGUGUGACAGUAAUCAGGGUGAUCAAACCUCCACAGAGUCUCUGGCUUCUGUCUGUAACGCUGGAGAGCAGCAGAUGCUGCAGAUACCAUUGAAGAUGUGUUCAGUGAAGCUGCUGGACUGCAGGAACCUGAUGGAGAUGAGAGGAGAAACCACAGCAGAGGAACAACAUGAUGAUCACGAUGAAGAUGAUGAUGAUGUUAUUCAACAUGACAGUCAUGAUGAUGAGGAUUUCAUUCCUUCAGAUGCAAACAGUGGUUCAUGUUCAGAUGGAGAAAUGGCUUCUACAUCAAAAGAGUGUCUGAAAGCACAGAGUCUUUCAUGCAUCACCUGUGAGAAGAAAUUCAGCUCAAAGGGACGCUUAACAAGACAUGAGAGAAAACACACACAGCAGAAAUUCUUCAAAUGCAGGACAUGUGGAAGCAGCUUUUCUACCUUCAAAGAGAAGAACCUUCAUGUAAAAAUGCACAGAGGAAAGAAGCAGUUACACUGUGAGCAGUGUGGGAAGGUUUUCUUUACCCUUUCUAAUAUGAAUGCUCACAUGAAGACACACAGUGCUGAAAAGCCUUUUCAAUGCAGCGAGUGUGACAAGUGUUUCAGAACGAAAGGAAAUCUUAUUGCUCAUGAGAGAAUACACACUGGAGAAAAACCGUACAAGUGUCCUCACUGUGAGAAGAGAUUCAACCACAAGCCCCAUCUGAAAAAACAUAUCCGUGUGCACACCAAAGAGAGGCCGUAUCAGUGCAGUGAAUGUGGGAAAACCUUUGCAGAGUCAGGUACUCUUAAGUCACACCAAAAAAUACACUCUGAUCAGAAACUCUAUCAAUGCUCACACUGUGAUAAACGUUUCCAUGAGAAAGCUAAUCUGAUAGUCCAUGAGAGAAUGCACUCUGGAGAGAAACCUUACCUCUGCUCUCACUGUGGAAAGAGCUUUUAUGCUCAGGGUCAUUUGAGCAUUCAUCAGAGAGUACACACAGGAGAAAAGCCUUAUCAUUGCACCGUUUGUGGGAUGAAUUUCUGCCAACACUAUAACUUUGUAAAGCACCAGAGGACACAUACUGGAGAAAGACCAUACAAAUGCACUCAGUGUGACAAAACGUUUGCUCGACCAGAUGUCCUAAAAACCCAUCAGAGAGUGCAUACAGGAGAGAAACCUUACAGCUGCUCUAUCUGCGGGGAGAGAUUCGCUUAUUUAGGAAGUUUUAAUACUCAUCAAAAGAAACAUGCUAAAGAACAAACUGUCCUGGAAUCAUCAUAGUGUCAUUUUUGUAUAAAAUUGAAAUAAAAUUUAUUUCAAAAAAGUCUGUUGCAGAUGGAUGGUUUUGAACAACACCUUUUUAUAUGAACAGUAAAUGUAACAGUAAGUAGACCAUUUGGAUGUCAUUUGAUACAUUCAAGAAAAUGCAAGCAUCAAACUACCAUUCGUAUAAUGUGAAUUAAACCAUGUAUUAUGCAGCAGUUCCUAAUAAAGCUACUGGGCAAAUGGAUUGUAACUGGAAUUUUUUUCUGUCUUUCUAAACCACCCUAAAUCAACACCUUUGCUAGGUGGUAAAGGGCUACCAAUAGCUUUCACAGCUCAAACAGCAAAUUGAACAGCUGCAGUUUCAGCUGGAGCAACAAUAUCCCUAAUCUCAGUCCCCUCCACCUGUCAUCCAUCCAAGACAGUACCAAUGUACCAACAAGUCUAUUCCUGCACAGCACAGCCAGCCACAUACACGGUCUGAAAAAAAGAAGAUCCAGGCCUGUACCAGCUCCAUGCUUCAGGUAUUAUGGGGAGCCUCAGCAUGAGGACAACCUUCCAUAGGCCAGCAGCCAUAUCACCCUGUAGCUCUAGACUGGGAUAGAUCUUAUUAAUCAAUUUUCUAUUUUUCUUUUUACUAUAAGGUGCAAGUAACGUGUGUAAUCCGAGGGUCUGAUUUAUAAUGCAAUUUGCAGUGACCAUUCAUUUGGCCUGGCUCCAAGAGAAUAUUCAUUUAUAUUGUACUGCAUUUAUUUCUGUUAUAUUUAUUACAUCAUUAAUCAACUAUUCUAUAACCAUUUGAUUCUGUUUUAAUUCAGUCCAUUUUAAUUCAAUCAUUAUUAAUUGUAUGAGAGAUUUUAGCUUCUUCAUGUGAUUUUCAUGUACUGACCUUGUCUUGACUGUUUCUGUAUGUGUGUGUGUGUGUGUGCUUGAAGAUUAGCAGGCACAUCUCACAAGUUUUGUGUGUCCUUGGUCAUGCCCUAGUUAGGGAAGUAGAAGACACAGCUGUUGUUUUGCAGAUCAGUUCUCUUCUCAUCUUCAUUUUUGUAUGAAGAUUUGGGGCCUGCUUGAACUUUAAUAAAAGCAACUCUUUUUAAGCCCUUCA